AAGUGAAACCUUUAGUGAGAUUUUGUGCAGUCGCUUUGAUAAUGAACCAUAUAACAACAUUAUCAGUAACUUCGAAAAAAUAAAAACCAUUAUCAGUAACUUAAGAAAAACAGAAAAGAAAAGACUAUGAUAAAGGGUUUAAGCCAAAGCAGAGUAGGCAAGCCCGAUAGUAAAGAAAUCUAAAAACUAUGAUAGCAAAUACUGGUUUAGUAUGCAUUAAUUCCACUGUAUUAAACCCCAAUAGCUUAUCCCCACUCUUUCACCAUGUGAACGCCUGCCCAGGGGCUUUGCAGGGCCAUCAUCACGUCCGGGGUUCGAUUCCCGGGAAGAAUGUGGCCAGCAUGUGCUGCUCGGCUCCUCCUUCGGCGACAGCUGUCGUUGCUGCCGACUCAGACCAGCGCCUCGUUGCCGACGUGGAGGAUGGUAAUGCUGAUGUGGAUGGCGAUGGCGAUGGCUCGUCUAAAGCGGGAGCGGCGAGUGGUGAAUCGGAGGGCGGGAGAUUGCGAUGGAACAUGCUGCUGAGCACCGAGGCCCUGGGAGAUGCUCACUUGUUAAGGGCGGGUAGUGUGACGGAUGCUCAUGUGCUGAGAAGGAAGGGGCGGUUGAAGGAACAGGAUGGACUUAUUGAGUUUGUUGUUUCUAUGCACAACACACAUUCGCCCUCUGAGGUAAUGGAAAAAAUGGAAAGAUGGGUGCGGGAGCACUUUGAGGAUCCACGACGCAGCACAUUGAGCAGACUUGUUCCUUCUAUUGGGCGUUUUCACACAUCAUUACCACUUAUUAGGGCCAUGCGGGAGUAUGAUGAAUUUGCUAUGAUUUCAAGGCGCAAAUUUGUACCUCCAAAUUUUGCUGAAAUUAGACAUGUACUAAACAUUGCACAGGUACAUGCAAUAGCAGAGCGAAUUUCAUUUGUAACAUUUGAUGCAGAUGGAACUCUUUAUGCAGAUGGUCACCAUAUAGAAGGAGAUAAUAAAAUGAUUGACCAUAUUGUUAAGUUCAUGCAACAUGGUGCCCAUGUUGCAAUUGUAACUGCUGCUGUUAUUUGUGUAGGAUAUCCAGAAAAUAGUUUGAAGUUUGAGGACCGAAUUGCCGGUCUACUCACAGCUUUUAAAGAACUUGGUUUACCCCCAAGCAUUACAAAUCUUUUCCACGUAAUGGGUGGAGAAUGCAACUAUUUGUUGAGAGUAAAUGACAAUUAUGGUCUGGAGUUUGUAGAAGAUAAGCUUUGGCAAUCAGAAGACAUGUUACAUUGGAAAGAACAAGAUAUCCAAAAGCUACUUGAUGAUGCUCAAUGUGCACUGAAGUCCGCUUCUGCCAGGCUACACUUACCAGUAGAAAUUGUGAGAAAGCCUCGAGCAGUGGGAGCCAUUCCUAAGGAACCCACUAUAUAUGAGGUACUUGAAGAGAUGGCCUUAACUGUUCAGAUGCAGCUGGUGGAUGCUGAGUUGCCAUUUUGUGCUUUUAAUGGUGGUGUUGAUGUAUUUGUGGACAUUGGGAAUAAGUCUGUUGGAUUAGGAGCGCUAAUGAGCUAUCUUCAUAAAAGGCCUUAUGAGACUUUGCAUAUUGGUGACCGCUUUACUGUCAGUGGGAAUGACUCUGCAACAAGAUCAAAGUGUUCAAUCCUAUGGGUAGCCAAUCCAGAUGAGACAGCCUUUUAUACGAGAAUGCUGUUGCAAGAUAUGAGGCUUGCACGCUUAACUCCAUACAUUGAGUGAUAUGCUAUUAAAAUAAAGUAGAUUGCACGAUUAUGAUGAUACUAUCAUAUAUUGUUAUCGAGUACUGGAUAGAGGUUUGUACAAAUUGCUGCAUGUAUAAUCAUGUCAAAAGUUUUGGUGUAUAUAGACUAUUCUCACUUGGGAUUAUAAUUAUUUAAGGAAAUUCUCA
Messenger RNA from Cryptomeria japonica (Japanese cedar), 1884 nucleotides. Its product is annotated as IMP-specific 5'-nucleotidase 1. The transcript has 8 exons. The record is from RefSeq and is a predicted model, not a curated record. Gene Ontology annotation, biological process: nucleotide metabolic process; nicotinic acid riboside biosynthetic process; inosine salvage. Bases 189 to 1715 code for a protein of 508 amino acids. Lineage: Eukaryota; Viridiplantae; Streptophyta; Pinopsida; Cupressales; Cupressaceae. Gene Ontology annotation, molecular function: magnesium ion binding.